Messenger RNA from Xiphias gladius (swordfish), 2298 nucleotides. RefSeq names its product spindle and kinetochore associated complex subunit 3 (gene ska3). Gene Ontology annotation, cellular component: outer kinetochore; spindle microtubule. Lineage: Eukaryota; Metazoa; Chordata; Actinopteri; Istiophoriformes; Xiphiidae. The transcript is spliced from 11 exons. Gene Ontology annotation, biological process: mitotic cell cycle; chromosome segregation. Bases 171 to 2009 code for a protein of 612 amino acids. The record is from RefSeq and is a predicted model, not a curated record.
GGAAGCGGAAGCGGAAGCUUCCGAUUUAAGCCGGAAAAAACCGAGGCGCCAAAAUCGAAAAGUUUUGAUCUUUCAGAGGUGGGAAUAUAAAUAGACCAUUCGUUCGGCCGCGUAAGUGCAUCAGUUUACGGUUUUUUGCGUUUCCGCGUGAUUUAGACUCCUCCCUGAAAAUGGACGCGACGUCGCGGUUCUUUACCAAGCUGAGAAAGCUGGCGGUGACUCUAGAGUCCGAAACUGCCAAGCUCCAGCACGCCUUUGACAACCGCAGCAACGACGACGGCGACGGCGAAACCACUGCGAAAGCGAUGCGAGCAUACCACCAACUGAACUGCGAAGUCGGGAACCUAAAGGGGCAGAUCCAGGAUAAUUUGGCUCAGCAGAAAGCCCAGGAGAAUGAGGUGAACAGUUUCAUUAAGGCCUGCAGAGUGAUGGAGCAGAGGGUCACUAAGGACAUCCAGAGUCUGAAAGGACACUGGGAGAAAUACGGUUACCAAGCUCCCGGAGACGCAGAGCAACCGUCCAUCUCUUACACAGACGACAAAGGUCAGGAGUCCGAGGGUAAAGACGAGGUAGCCGAUGAGAAUGAAGCCAAGUCAGCAGGAGAAGACGAGGGAAGCCAGGAGGAGGCUGGAGAUGAUCAGUCCUCACCAUCUCUGAAAGUGGGGCCGCCGCCCUUCGCUGACGUGCUGCGAACACCGCAGCUUUCUGACUUCGGCCUGUCUGAGAUGCAGCUGAAGAGAGCUCUGGCUGGGGCGGAGUGGUGCGCUGAAGUGCCCCCUAUGCCUGAGAUGAGCCUCCCCCACCCCUCGCUCAACACGCCCGCACCACCGCCCAUGCCCGUAACUCCCAAAUGCGCCCUGCGGAUGGAUGAUGACGAGCUACAGACACCCCAGAUGCAUGACUUUGGCAUCUCGGAGCACACCGUGUGUCUGAACAACGACUUCACUAUGGACCUGCUCCGGAAGAACGUUGAAAAGCCCCAAAGACCCCCACAAGACCAACCUGUACCACCAGUGGAGUCUCUAAGGGAGAGUUUGCAGACAAAAGAGAACUUGGAGUCCCCAGAACCACCUGUAUUUUGCACCCCGGGGUUCAAGAUCAAAAAGACAAACGGUCUCUGCUCCCCACCUGCGCAAGGCAGUGGUGACCCAGAAUCCCCUGGUCGCCCCGAACACCUGCCCGCCACCCCUGAGGUCCCAGCGUUUCAAACCCCAUACGUGAACAGACUUGUCAGCACCAAAAAGAGUGCACAGCAGCCCAAGCCCAUCACCAUGCAAGCUGAGGAUCACGGCCACACUUUCAAACUUCCAACGCCUGCUCACAACGGAGCAAACUGCUCCAAACGCACCUGGGAGUACGAUGUGCCAGACAUAUCCGUCAUGGGUGUGGAGGACAAGCAGAUGCCAGAGAUGCCAAACCUGGAGUCUGUUUUGGGAAAUUCUCUACAAAGUAGAAGUGCGAAAAUCCCAAAGAAGAAUAGUGAGCGUGAAAAGGUGACCGCAGAGCCCACUGUCAACAGUCUGGAGCUGGACGGACCCACCCAGGAGUUCAGCCUGGGGACACCUCGCAUCAGGAUGGACUACCAAGAGCCCAGCACCCCAGAGAUGCCCGACCUCAGCUCUGUUACACAGGACAUCUGUAAACUUGUGUCCCAGGCUCAGUUGAAAAAGACUGACGUGGCAGUUGUGCAGCCAAAUGUCAGGCCAAAAAAAGAAAAACACAGCGCCGUGAGUCUGUCUGCGGUGUCCGAGAGCGAGUUCCAGAGUCUACCAAGCUACCUGAGGCAGAUGACCCUGUACAACCUCAACCAGGCAGUCCACAACAUCAACAAAUUCACAGCAGAGUUUCAAGGAGAAAAGACAGAGCUUCGGAUGGAGGAGCUGAGGAGGAUUACCAAUGUCGGAACCAAGACCCCCGUGUACAUCCUCUGUCUAACCGAGCUCAAGAGGCUGGAGCAUGUGGGAGGAGCCAGGAACACCUCCGUCUACAAACUGAGCACACGCAACUAAAGGUCGAUGGGAUACCUUACUCACUGUCCGAUUGGGAGCCAAAAUCUAGUUCCAUCAGGACUCUCAAAAACCUGCUCGGAUAUCCAUCUUUAAUCUACAGAGAUGCAGGUUUCUGGCUGUCUCUUAUGCUGUUAUCAAUAUACAAUGCAGUCUAGAAUGUAAAUAGCUCUGAUGCAUGGCUAGGUCAGUAAUAUGCACUUUUGUGAUUUUUAUGGCUCUGAAUAGAAACUGACUUGUAUAUAAUAAAACAUAAUGCAUUUCUGCACAUAAUACAGAAAUGAGCUGUCCA